Molecule: messenger RNA, 744 nt
Organism: Paramecium pentaurelia
Lineage: Eukaryota; Ciliophora; Oligohymenophorea; Peniculida; Parameciidae
Source: the annotation of a GenBank genome assembly
AUGCUCAAAAACCCAAAAAUAAAGGAAACAUUGACUUCUCGAUUAUAAUAGUAGGAAUGUUGCAAAUUGUAAGGACAUGAAAAUAAUCUGAUCUAAUUUGUUUGCGCUUGUCAUGAAUGUCCAUAUCGUUAUUAGAAGGCAUGUGCACAUUGUGUUAUUAAAUUACAUGGGAAACAUGUGGAAGAUAUGAAAGAAAUAGAGGAAUUUGAUAUGAUUAUUAAUGAAAACAGUAAGAAAGCAUAGAGUUUGAUAAAGGAAAGUGAGGAACUCUUUUUGUAAUUGAAAAAUCCAUUUAGAAAUUUCUUUGAAUAAUUAAAAUUGCAAUUAAAUGAUAUGAUUGACAGUGUUCAAUAAAGAUAUUUGAUAUAAAAUCAAGAAAGAGCAUAAUAAGUAAUAAGGAAUGAAUUGGAUUUUAUUAAUUAAUUCAAUUAGAAUGUAAAUUCUAAAUAAAAUCGAUAUUUGAAUGAUCAUUCUUUAAAAUAGUAUAGUAAUUCAUUAAGAACAGCAUAAGAGAAGUUAAGUAAUGUUUUUUCAUUGUUUGAAUUGAAAUAGUUAUUAGAAUCAAAUUUGGUUGUAUUGAUUGAAGAUUUUGGUAAAAACAAUGGAAUCAGUUAUAUUAGUAAUACAAGUCGAAACAUUAGUUAGAGACAUAGUAGUUGUCAUAAUAUAAUGACUCCAAGAUCUGCAUUAAAUGUGUUUAAUCACAAUAUUAGUGUGGCUAGAUCUAAAAAAAUUAGAAAUUGA